UUAAUUGGAAGCAAAUCAAACGCGAAAUGGUGCAAAAUCUGUAAAUAAAAUAGAAAACCCUAUUUUUAAGUGAGAAAGUGAAACUGUAGUGCAAUUAUGUUUCUUCCCGAAACCGCCACAUACUGCAUCACCCUGCUGGUCUAUGGGGCUAUCCUCCUGCUGCUGAUUUACUAUGUCCUGACGCUGGCGGAUCUGGAGUGCGACUACCUGAAUGCCCAGGAGUGCUGCCGGCGACUGAACUUCUGGGUGAUACCCAAGUUCGGAUCCCAUGCUCUGCUGUGCGUGCUCCUGCUCCUCGGAGGCCACUGGAUAAUGUUUCUGGUCAACCUCCCGAUGGUUGUUUGGUUGUUCUACGAACUCCAUCGCCAGCGACGCGACAGCCUGGGAGUCUACGAUCCGGUGGACAUACACAGUCGCGGAUUGCUGAAAGUCCACCUGAGGAAUUGUAUGAUCUACCUGGGCUACUACUUCGUCAUGUUCUUCGUGGGCUUGUACUGCCUCAUUUCAUCGCUGAUCAAGGGGGAUCCCAUCAAGCGAUACGAGGACGACGAAAUAGUCACGGAUUUCUGAAGUUUAGCCAAAUAAGCCUGCAAAUAAAAGGCUUCCAAAGUAUUCCCUAAUCCCAGGCCAAACAACAACGACUGGUUAAAGUUUCUAAGCCGCCUGAAAGCAGGAGAGAGACCUUCACUUGACAGACAUGUUUCCUUAUAGACUUCUGCAGAAUUUGAUAGAAAUUAAUCUAAACUUCAACUUCAUCAUACCAUUAAGUGGUAUACAAAUAUGGGUAUUCCAAGAGUGCAGUUCGUUGAAAAUUUUAAAAACAAAAGACUGUAACACAAGAGUGUUUACACCGCGUUGACAGGAUACACAGAAGACCAACCUAGUCGCACUUCAUCUUCACUUUAUUUAUUUCAUCUUUAGCAAUAUAAGCGUAUUCGAAUACAAAUCACAAAAUACAUAACCAUACACAAUAA
Drosophila biarmipes is the source of this 974-nucleotide messenger RNA. It is a transcript of the gene cnir, whose product is annotated as protein cornichon homolog 4. Gene Ontology annotation, cellular component: COPII-coated ER to Golgi transport vesicle; endoplasmic reticulum membrane. Lineage: Eukaryota; Metazoa; Arthropoda; Insecta; Diptera; Drosophilidae. The transcript has 3 exons. The coding region runs from base 97 to 570 and encodes 157 amino acids. Gene Ontology annotation, biological process: endoplasmic reticulum to Golgi vesicle-mediated transport. The record is from RefSeq and is a predicted model, not a curated record.